UCACCAGACAACGGCACGUAACAUUCGGCCAGUAAAGAGACCGUCUCUGUUGCAGCCGUGUCAGUGUCCGCAAAAAUGUCAGAAACACAUCUGCAAGACUUGCAAUCAAUUCUCCGCUCGCAGUUGGGCGAUAAUACAAUUGUCGAGAGCUACAUCACCAAAGAUUUGCUCCCCCCGGGUGAAAAUUACGGGAGUAAACUCGUGAGUGUGCACGCGGUAAUAAAACGAAGCAAAAAUGAAAAGCCGGAGGAUUUGUAUUUAGUAGCAAAACUGCCUCCACUCACUGAAUUCCAACGAGACAUGUUCGACAGUCCUUUCACAUUUCGCAAGGAGAUCUUCAUGUACGCGGAGAUCCUACCAUUCUACCGCAAACUCGAGAUAAACAGUGGAGUGAUUGAGCAGGAGGCCCUCGACAUAAGUCCAAAGUACUACGGUUCAAGGCUGUCAAUGAAUCCUGACAUUGACUUUGACGAUGACGCAGCAAUUCUCCUGGAGAACUUGAAGGCGAAAGGGUUCUACUGCACAGAACGUCGACUUGGGUGUGACCUGGCUCACGCGAAAUUGGCGGUGAGAGCAAUAGCGAGGUUCCACGCCCUCGGGAUGGCGACCAAGGAGAAGGAUCCAGACUUCUUCGAGACCCUGAAGGCCCGGUCCAAGUGUCUAGAGAUGAAGAAUCCGGAUCAAUGGGAGAAAUUUCUCGGGCAGAGGAUCAAGAACAUCGAGGACGAUCCGGAGAUUGCGAAAUACCUUGAAUCUUGUGUCAAGACUGUUCGAGCGACUGAUCAGAGCGCUUGGACUACUCCUCCUGAUGAACCCUGGUCGACAAUCAUUCAUUCGGAUUUUUGGGCGAACAACAUACUGUUUCAUAAGAGUGCGGCCGGCGAGCCGGAUGACGUCAAGUUCAUUGAUUAUCAGAACUACCUGUUCCUCAGUCCUGCCAGGGAGUUGGCAUUCUUCAUCGGGUCGGGGCUGAAUCAUGAAACUGCUGGGAGUAUCGAUGAGCUCCUUGAUCUUUAUUAUGAUACGUUGAUCGAGAGGUUGAAGAUACUUGAUUGUGAUGUUGAACCUUACUCGCGGGAGUCUUUUGAUGAGGUUCUGAAGGUAGACAGUCGUGUGGAGUUCACCCACUGCUUGUUUAUGGUGAAGAUUCUCACGAUGGAUGUCAAUGCUGAUGAUCCGGAUGUUCAUGAUGUGAAGGAUUUGCUUGAGAGGGGGGAUUGCGGAGAAGCGUAUCGAAGCAGACUGAGGGAUUUUGUGAAUUCUUUUCAUGAGAGGGGGUGGCUACUACAGUGAUGUUAGUUCGUAGUUUAUGUAUUGAACAAUGGUGCUUAGAAAAUACGAAAAUAAAUAUUCUUUAUCUGAGUUACUUUUAUGAUA
Diachasma alloeum is the source of this 1377-nucleotide messenger RNA. RefSeq lists its product as uncharacterized. The record is from RefSeq and is a predicted model, not a curated record. The transcript has a single exon. Bases 76 to 1293 code for a protein of 405 amino acids. NCBI's taxonomy places the organism in Eukaryota, Metazoa, Arthropoda, Insecta, Hymenoptera, Braconidae.